AAUUAUUUCGAGCAAACAGACGGCGUGAUUUGGGUAGUCGAUUCGGCCGAUAUCGACAGAAUGGAUGACUGCAAGCGUGAGCUGGCUUCGCUACUCGUGGAGGAAAGGCUUGCCGGCGCAUCUCUUCUGGUACUUGCGAAUAAACAGGAUUUGCCUUCCAGUGCCUCAGCAGAAGAAAUUGAACAGAAACUGAAAAUCUAUCUGCUCAAUCUGAGCGCAUUAUUUCAAAGUCUUACUUCACCUGUACAAACACCAACGUCUGCUCUGGACGAAUUACUUCAUCCAAUACUACUGAACCGAGCACAAGCUCAGCCAAGCCAGAAAUAUCUGGCAUUUCAUCUUCAUCUGUAG
This is a messenger RNA of Gongylonema pulchrum, 351 nucleotides long. The record is from the annotation of a GenBank genome assembly. Lineage: Eukaryota; Metazoa; Nematoda; Chromadorea; Rhabditida; Gongylonematidae.